Molecule: messenger RNA, 12234 nt
Organism: Harpia harpyja (harpy eagle)
Lineage: Eukaryota; Metazoa; Chordata; Aves; Accipitriformes; Accipitridae
Gene: NFAT5
Product: nuclear factor of activated T cells 5
Exons: 14
Coding region: 243-4805 (1520 amino acids)
Biological process (GO): regulation of transcription by RNA polymerase II; calcineurin-NFAT signaling cascade; cytokine production
Cellular component (GO): transcription regulator complex
Molecular function (GO): transcription factor binding; DNA-binding transcription factor activity, RNA polymerase II-specific; RNA polymerase II cis-regulatory region sequence-specific DNA binding
Source: RefSeq, a predicted model, not a curated record
CAGCAGCCGGUUCCUGUCAGCGGCGGCGGGUGGCGGCGCCCGGUCCUCGACGGCGAGCGGAGCCCCCCGGCCUGGCCCGACCCGGUCCGAUUCGCGGCCCCGACGUGCGGAGCGCCGCGCUCUCGCCUGCCGGUGUCUCCCCUCCCCACCCCGGGGCGGCGGAGGUAGCAGCCCCCCCCUCCCGGCCCGGCCCCCCCCUCCUCCCGCCGCUCCCCUCGCCCCUGCCGGGCCGCGGAGCUGCGAUGCCCUCGGACUUCAUCUCUCUGCUCAGCGCCGACCUCGACCUCGAGUCCCCCAAGUCCCUCUACUCCAAGGAAUCUGUCUAUGACCUUCUCCCAAAGGAGCUGCAGUUACCACCUUCCAGAGAAACAUCUGUAGCAUCCAUGAGCCAAACAAGUGGUGGCGAGGCAGGUUCGCCGCCUCCAGCUGUAGUUGCUGCUGAUGCUUCUUCAGCUCCUUCCUCUUCCUCCAUGGGCGGUGCUUGCAGCUCCUUUACCACCUCUUCCAGUCCUACCAUUUACUCUACCUCAGUCACCGACAGCAAGGCUAUGCAAGUGGAGAGCUGCUCCUCAGCCGUGGGGGUAAGUACCCGAGGGGUAAGUGAAAAGCAGUUAACCAGUAACACAGUCCAGCAGCAGCAGUCAACGCCGAAGAGACACACAGUCCUGUACAUCUCGCCACCACCUGAGGACUUGCUGGACAACAGUCGGAUGUCCUGCCAGGAUGAGGGCUGUGGAUUGGAGUCAGAACAGAGCUGCAGUAUGUGGAUGGAGGAUUCACCCUCCAACUUCAGUAACAUGAGUACCAGUUCCUACAAUGAUAACACUGAGGUGCCACGUAAAUCACGCAAACGAAAUCCAAAGCAGAGGCCAGGGAUCAAACGUCGAGAUUGCGAAGAGUCCAACAUGGAUAUAUUUGAUGCCGACAGUGCCAAAGCGCCUCACUAUGUCCUUUCUCAGCUCAGCACGGACAGCAAAGGCAACUCAAAAGCAGGAAAUGGAGCAUCAGAGAACCAGAAAGGAGCUGGAGGGAAGAAGACCCCAAUGUUGUGUGGUCAGUAUCCAACUAAGAGUGAGGGGAAGGAGCUGAAGAUAGUGGUACAGCCGGAAACCCAGCACAGGGCUCGUUAUCUGACUGAAGGCAGCCGAGGCUCAGUGAAAGACCGUACACAGCAAGGCUUUCCAACUGUAAAGCUGGAAGGUCACAACGAGCCGGUGGUGCUGCAGGUAUUCGUGGGUAAUGACUCCGGUCGAGUGAAGCCGCAUGGGUUCUACCAGGCCUGCAGAGUUACUGGGAGAAACACUACUCCCUGUAAAGAAGUGGAUAUAGAGGGGACUACUGUUAUUGAGGUUGGACUGGACCCAAGCAACAAUAUGACACUUGCGGUUGAUUGCGUGGGAAUACUGAAGCUGAGAAAUGCUGAUGUUGAAGCUAGGAUAGGGAUUGCUGGUUCCAAGAAAAAAAGCACACGUGCUAGGCUGGUAUUUCGUGUUAACAUCACUCGUAAAGAUGGCUCAACUUUGACUCUUCAGACACCUUCUUCCCCAAUUUUGUGCACUCAACCAGCAGGAGUUCCAGAGAUCCUAAAGAAAAGUCUGCACAGUUGCUCAGUGAAGGGUGAAGAGGAAGUUUUUCUGAUUGGCAAGAACUUUCUAAAGGGAACAAAAGUGAUUUUCCAAGAGAAUGUUUCUGAUGAGAAUUCUUGGAAGGCAGAAGCUGAAAUAGACAUGGAAUUAUUUCAUCAGAAUCACCUUAUUGUGAAAGUGCCACCAUAUCAUGACCAGCAAAUAACUUCAGCUGUUUCUGUGGGAAUAUAUGUGGUGACCAAUGCUGGAAGAUCACACGAUGUGCAACCAUUUACGUACACUCCAGAUACAUUGUGUUUUGUCUCAACAGCUGGUACUCUGAAUGUUAAUGUGAAGAAGGAAAUCUCCAGCCCAGCCCAACAUUGUUCUUUUGAAGAGGCUAUAAAAGCAGUGAAAGCCACUGGUUGUAACCUGGAGAAGGUAAACAUUCUUCCUAGUGCCUUGAUAACUCCACUCAUGCCAAGCAGUAUGAUUAAGAAUGAAGAUGUGGCUCCAAUGGAAGUAAGUGCAGAAAAAAGAUCUCCCCCUGUCUUCAAGGCUUCAAAUGUGGUUGGACCAACUCAACAAACAUUGGAAAACAGUAUGUCUGGCAUAUCAACUUCUGCUUCCCAUUUACCUUCUGAAAAUGAAAACCAGCAACAAAUACAGCCGAAGGUGUAUAAUCCAGAGACACUAACUACUAUUCAAACGCAGGACAUUUCCCAGCCUGGUAGCUUUUCAGCAGUUUCUACUCCGGGUCAGCUGCAGAACAGUGAUGCAUUAUUGCAGCAAGCUGCACAGUUCCAAACAAGAGAUUCCCAAACCAGGGAAGUCUUGCAAUCAGAUGGCACAGUAGUCACUUUGUCACAAUUAACCGAUGCAUCACAACAACAACAGUCUACACUCUCAGAACCAGCACAGGCAUUGCAGCAACAGAUUUCAUCAAGUAUUUUCUCAUCAGCGAGUGGUGUGAGUCAGUUACAGAACACUAUACAGCAACUGCAAGCUGGAAAUUUUCCAACAAACACUGCCACUGGCAGCAAUAGAAAUGUUGACUUGGUGCAACAGGUAUUGGAAGCUCAACAGCAGUUAUCUUCUGUUUUGUUUUCUGGUUCAGACAGCAGUGAGGAUGUUCAAGAUCAGCUAAAUGCAGAUAUCUUUCAGCAAGUUAGCCAGAUACAAAAUAGCGUAAAUCCUGGGAUAUUUUCCUCAUCAGACACAGCUGUCCAUUCCAGACCAGAGAACCUUUUGCCUGGACGAGCUGAAAAUGUUCAUUCACAGCCUGAAAAUGCAUUGUCCAACCAACAGCAACAACAACAGCAGCAGCAGCAGCAGCAGCAGGCAAUGGAGACUUCUGCGGCAAUGGUGAUAGGAAUCCAACAAAACAUUUGCCAAGCUGCAACACAGAUGCAGUCUGAUUUGUUCUCAUCAACAACUUCAGGGAAUGGAGCCCUCCAACAGUCACCUGUUUACCAGCAGGCUUCUCACAUCAUGAGUGGGUUAUCAACAAGCGAAGACAUGCAAAUGCAGUGUGAAUUAUUCUCUUCAUCUCCUGGUGUUUCUGGAAGUGAGACUACUCCUACUGCUCAGCAGCAGGUCUCCAACAAUGGACCUACUAUGUUUCAGGCAUCAAAUUCUGCAGAUGGAGAAGAAGCUUCAGGACAGAGUAAACAGAUGCAAAGUACUGUAUUUCAGACCAUGGUUCAAAUGCAGCAUAGUGGAGAAAGUCAAUCUCAAGUUAAUAUCUUUUCAUCUACCAAAAACAUGAUGACUGUUCAGGCAAGUGGAACUCAACAACAAGGAGGUGGUCUGUUCCAGCAAGGUGGAGAAAUCAUGUCUAUUCAGUCAGGAAGCUUUAUGCAGCAGUCUCCACAUUCACAAGCUCAGCUUUUUCACUCUCAGAAUGCUAUUGGUGAUACUCAGAAUAUAUCACAGGAAACACAAGGCUCUAUUUUUCACAGUCCAAAUUCCAUUGUCCACAACCAGACCAGUACUAAUUCCUCAGACCAACUGCAGCCUCCAAUGUUCCACUCACAGAAUGCCAUGGGUGUAUUACAGAGCUCUUCAGUUCCUCAAGACCAGCAGUCUGCCAACAUGUUCCUUUCCCAGAGUUCAAUGAGCAACCCUGCAACUCAGGAAGAACAGAUGUCAUUCUUUACAAGCCCAAAUUCCAUUUCUCCUCUUCAGACAGCAACAAAUACUGAACAGCAGACUUCUUUCCAACAGCAGACACAGAUCUCUCAUAUCCAGAGUUCUAUGCUUCCCCAAGAACAGCCCCAGACUCAGCCUGCUCAGCAAGGUUUGUUUCAGUCUCAAGUGUCGUUAGGCUCUAUCCAGUCCAGUUCAAUUCCUCAGAACCAACAAGGAGCUAUCUUCCAGCCUCAGCAUUCGAUAGUUGCUAUUCAGAGUAGUCCUCCGUCUCAAGAGCAGCAGCAGCAACAACAGCAGAACAUGAUGUUCAGUAAUCAAAAUGCAAUGAGUACAAUUGCUUCUCAAAAGCAAAACAUGAUUUUCAAUCCAAAUCAAAACCCAGUUACCAACCAGGAGCAGCAAGGCCAGUCCAUUUUUCAUCCACAGACUAACAUGGCAUCAAUGAACCAGGAGCAGCAGCCCAUGCAAUUCCAGAGUCAGACUACAGUGUCUUCUCUUCAGAAUCCUGGAUCCAACCAGGCUGAAACACAGCAGCCAGCCAUCUUCCAUAACUCACCCCAGAUUCAGUUGGUCCAAGGGUCACCAAGUUCUCAAGAGCAACAAGUCACCCUCUUCAUCUCUUCAGCUUCCAUGUCUGCCUUGCAGAAUAGUAUGAGCCAGCAAGAGCUGCAGCAGUCUCCUAUGUACUCUUCUCAAAACAGCAUGGCAGGAAUGCAAGGAACUGCUUCUCCUCCACAGCAACAAGCUUCUUUAUUUCACAACACAGCAGGAGGUGCUAUCAACCAGCUGCAGAAUUCUCCUGCUUCAUCUCAGCAAACAUCAGGAAUAUUCCUGUUUGGCAUUCAAAACAACUGUGGGCAGCUGCUAACUUCUGGACCAGCUACGUUGCCGGAUGAGUUGAUGGCUAUAAGUCAGCCAGGUCAGCCACAGAGCGAAGGACAAGCAGCAGUGCCAACGCUUCUCUCCCAGCAGAUAUCUGAGACUUCUCCGCUACCUUCAGCUAUGGCAACCAAUCAGAAUAUUGAGAAAAUAGAUGAUCUGCUUGUGUCAUUGCAAAACCAGGGGAACAAUAUGGCUGGCUCAUUUUAAUUAGUCAAAAAUUCUGUGAAGAAAAAAGCGAUGAUUUUCCAGAUCCUGUCAGACCUUCCGCCUCUGGAUUAGGCCGUGUGGAACUGAUUGCUUCUGUCAAAAAGUGGCCCUCUUCUCUCAAGAGCACACACAUGGCCAAUUGCAGCGUCUAGCACCUAAGGCCGUGACCAUAGUAUUUGGGUUUUGUAGUGCCAAUAAUGCUGAAAAGCUAUGCUUUGUUUUACUAGGGCAUGGGAUUGUACUGUUACCAGAUUCCUGAACCUCAUUAACAGUGGGGUGCUCUUUGAAUUUAAAGCAUAUCUGGUCAGUUGUUAUUGUUGUUAGAAGGUAAUACACAUUACCACGUUUACUUUUUUUCCUCCUCUUCCUUCUUGACAUCCCCUCUUUUGACUAGAAAAGCUUGUGAAGCAGAAACAUCAAAUGCCUGUGACAUGAGCCAUGACUCAUAACUGUCAGUAAGUGAAGGGAUCGCAUGUUUUACAGUUGAGUGGGAGAGCUAAUACUGCAGUUUGUUAAUUGCAGUAGGUGGCAAUGAAAAAUACUGAUAACUGUAAUGAGCAGAGAAUUGCUUGCUGCUGUAGAUAGCCAGAGGUGGGUGCUUCCCAUCUGAGAAUGUGAUUAACGGUUUUCCAUGUCUCUUACAUGUAACUGUAUAUAGAGCAAGGGUUUGGUGGCUCUAACAAAAUGAAGAAAUGAAGGGGAACUUUCAGUUAAAUUUUACUUUUAAAAUCUUACCCUCUAAAAUACCAUCAACUUGAAAAGAACUUUCUGCCUGGUUGAGGAAGGAACUCCUCUGUGUCUCUCACUCUGACUGUAUGGGUUAGAACUCUGUAAAGCUUCAUUAGCCAUUCUCAAACCAGCCUUCUCCCUUUCAUUCUCUUCAUGGUUUUCCUUCUCUCUCCCUCAGUUUCAUAUUGCGUUUUAAGAGAGACAUAAAUAUCCUACUGGCUUUAAAGAUCAGAAGCAGCUUUUAGGAAUCCAUGGCAUUAAAUUGCUUAGUCAGUAGAAGUUUUGACAAAUAAUCAAGGAUUAAGGAGAGAGGAAGCAAUUUCUCUACCAUCUUCUAAAUGCAGGAAUCCCCCAUAACCAGUCAUUUUCCAGCUGUUACUGAUGUAAAUCUUCAGCUUGACUUUAGUCCAAGUAGGGGGCAAACUACAUCAUUUUUAAGCAUUCUUGAAAAUUUCACUUCAUCCUGAGCUGUUGCAUCUUUGUAGCAUAUUGAGCUCACUGCAGUUUUGAAGUGAUUUUCUUUUUUCUACCAACAGUCCCCAAGUCUAGUUUCUAGAUUGUCAUGUCUCAAUUUAAAAAAAAAAAAAAAAAUUGACUGAUGUUACAGAAUGUAAAAACAACCCACUCCAGACCAUGCAGUUGUAUUGUGAGGCAUGUGAAUUUUUUGGGUGCUCCAACUAUCCGGACAGUUUUGUGAUAUCUCACUACAGCCUCAUUCAGAUAUUUGUUUCUUCUCCUUCUGCACGUAGAAAGCUGUUGCUGCAGUUAGAGCCCAACAGCUGUCAUGUAUGGCGAUUAUGCCUUGGUAGAGUGUAGUUGGUAUCAUGUCAUUUUUCAUUUUUGUUAUUUUAAAUAACAAAGAAUAGUCUGUAAAUGGUUUUUAAGUUACUCUAGUCUGUUUAAUGUGUGUUUUUCCCUUAACGUGUGUGCUUAGUUGAGCCGUGUAGAGUUUUUGUUUGUUUUAAUGGAUUUUCCUGUUCGUCAGUCUGUCAUAACGUUCACUUUCUCUUUCUGUCUCUCUCUUUCUCUCUCUCAUUGAGAGGCAUUGAAUUACGUUUUCAGUAGUAAGGCUUCUUGCCGAUAUGAAGGGAACUUUUCAGAAAGAGACCUGCUCUGGGUCAUUUAAUUUUGAAUACAGUUUUCAAUCGUUCAAGUUUUGGAUGGUUUAUAUCUAAUGUGUGUUUCAUUUUUUUGGAAAGCUAUAUUUUGUAUUUAGGAAAUGGUAUACUAUUUUGCUAUUUGUACUGAGUGAGUACAUUGGCAUAAAUAUAAAAAUUUAUAUAUAUACAUAUAUAUAAAAUAUUCUUUUUGCCACACAUUUUUGUGGUAAAUUUGUGAGUUUGUCUGAUGUUCUACCACAACGUGGCGUCUGAUAACAGUGGGGUGGGGUGGGGUUUGUUAUGUCUUUAUUGAGUAUUUAAGUACUUUUUGCAACAUAAAUAACUUGUUCAUCUCUCGCCAUUCCAUCAGGCAAUUUAUUGUUCCAGCUGGCUAUGAGAAGCUUCACUGCGUGCUUUGAUGUGUCUGUCACUCAGCAAUACGAUCUAGUAAGGAAACCCGUAGGCAUUUAGGCGUAUAUAAAAUAAUGGGGUUUCAUUCAGAAUGAGCCAUUCAGCUUUUAUCCACUAUCAUUGUCUAUUUAAUAUUUUAUUAUUAGCGCCUCUGUGUUUUAACUCUUAAUUUAUGAUUAUGCUAAAAUGUUUAAAAUUUUAAUCAUGAUAAAAAGAAUUCCCUGCUUCAUAAUGUCCAGAGCUGCUUUAACCCUGAACCAUACUUUUUCUUUCUGUGAUUUUUUUUUUUUCUUUUUCCUGCUAAGACAAAAUAUUAACAAAAUCUUGUUAUGGUUCAUGACAUGAAAACAGCUAUCUUGCAGCAUUGACUAAAAGCUAUAUGAGGCUAUGUAGAAGACUGAGAAUUAUGGACCGAAACAACUUCCAGAUGGUUGUGGAAGUUGAUCACCAGUUAUUCAAAAAUGAACUGGUGGCUUUUGCAGGAUCACAGUCCCAGGACAAGCUGUUGGGUGUCAUCUGGGGCCUUCAUACACAGAAGUAAUAGGAAUUACAAAUUCACUUGUGUGCUGCUUCAAUUUGUUCCAUUGUUCCGAAGGGGUGUAUCCUUACGUUGAAGUGCUGUUGGUCAGUGCCAAGUCACCAGGGACCAAUUCUCCGUUUAACAAGAUGGGUGUCCAAAAGAGAACUUCAUACCAAGACUGCUACAGCUCCAGGGGGAGGGUAUGUUUGAAUUGUGUGUGUAUUUUAGGUCGCUUAUGAAGAGAAGAGAGAAAAAAAAAAAGUUACAAAAAAAAAAAAAAAAAAAAAAAGGGCUGUGCUAUCCCAUUUUUCACUUCCGGAUAUCACCUUUCUUUUCUUAUGUUAAAUUUAUCUUGUUCAUUUUAGGUCAAUGUUUAAAUGUACAACACUUUGAACAUGUGAUUUGGUUACAAAAAGUAUUUGUCUUACGAAUGAAGAGAUUGCUCAGUGGUUGAUUAGUGCUUGAACUGCUGCUUGCAAACAGCUGUUACAGAGGAUAAAGAGAGGUUUGAUAAGCCAAUAAAGAGCUUAAAGACAGGCUGCAGGAUUUCAUGGCAGAAAGACCCAAGAACAGUGUGAGCCACAUCUGUAUUUUAUCAGUCCUGAACAUUUACUUUUGUAAUUUAAGCAGUUGAUACUGAUAAUUGGAGCUUACUCUACUUUUUUUUUUUUUUUUUUUUUAAAUCUUUGUGUUUACUCCUCUGCAUGCUCACACUGGCAUGCCUGUUAGCUCUGAGCAGAUGGAGUGCUUGCCUACAGAGAUGAGGCGGUGGCAUCACGUCUAGUCCAUUUUGGUUGAGAAAGUUAGAAGAUACUGAGAUAGUAGUCUCUAUAAAUGUGAAGUUUCUGAUAUUAUUAUAAAGGGGAAGUUACUAUCAUAUCCACAAAGCAGCAAUUAAGUAUAGAAGAUAUUACUAGGUGAAAAAUGAAAAACUGUAGAGCUGCAUUGCUGGGAUGGAUUUUCUGUAUCUUGGUUUUUUUCUGCUGCUUGAGCUUGCUCUUAAAAGAAUUGUUAAAUCUAAACCUUCAUGUUAGAUGUGGGCUAUACUCUUCAGCUGUAUAUGCCUCUAAAGCACCCAUGGUCCACUAUCUGCACAGCAUCCGUGGUGCAUGGUGGUUUACAGAACAGCGAUUUGCUGGCACAGAUUAAAAUCUAGGGAGUCGUACCUGCUAGCUACCCGUUGUGACUUCUGCAUACAUUCUCUUGUCCGCUUAUACACUAUGUGUGUGUGUGUGUGUAUAUAUAUAUAAAAAACCCAUGUGAAUAACACAUAAUACGCAGUUAUUAGGUAAACAUCUCCUCUGGCAGGAAUUUACUGGUGCUUUGUGCUUAAUUAGCAAGUCCACAUUUUGUUGUUAAUUGCCUCUUCACUGUCUGAUCUUUCAACAGGUAUUCAAGCCAAAUGUUUUGCUAUUAUUUUAACAUAAAAAUAGUUCAAGAAAUAAUUUCAGCCUUGCUGUUUCAAAGUGGAUGUUUAAUCACCAAUCACUUUAUAAUUACUUCUAACUACUGACAGGGUGGUUACUUCCUAUGUAGUUUUAAGAUAGAGUAAAGCAUGAACAGUUAAGUGUUUGUAACUUUGGCAGGUUUUUUUACUGGAAAUACUAAGAGCCUGGGCAGCUGUAUCAGUUGACAUUCCCCUGAUUUAGAUAAGUUGAAUUUUUAUUUUUUUUUUAAAGCUUCUAUUGUGAUUUUGAUUUAGGAUAUCAUUUCUAAAAGAAAACUUGUCUGAACAGAUUUUCUACUCCUAUGACCUUUCCAGAGUCUUCAGAAAGAAUACCAAACAAGUCAGAAGCUUGCAUUUGUCUUAAAACAUAGUUUAAAUUGCAAUUUGAGUAGCAGGAAAGAUGACUUACUAAAAAGUAAAAUCAAAAAAGUUGUUACUGGGCUAAAAAAAGCUACAGGUAGUUUCCCCCAAGGGUACGUACGUGUGUGUGCAGGCAUGCACAUGCACAUUCGUUAAGAGUUAGAAAAGAGUUUCACUGUCAGUCUUUGAAUUCCAUGCCUCUGUAUGGCAAAUGGUUGGGUUAUUUUUUCAGGGUAAAUACAGGAGCGGAGUACAAGGAAUUAUGGAUAUUUAUCUGAGUGAUAGAAGCAAGAAUGAGGAGAAUGAAUUGCUUUGCAUGCUCUGAGCUAUGAGUUGUAGGUGGAAAGUGAGAAGAGGAAAUACUGAUCACUGGUGACUUCUCAUUAGUGCAAAAUUUAUUUUCAAGGAAUAGGUGUGUUUGGUGUUCCAGAGGACUGGUGGCAGCUCUGUUGUUUUACAAGCUAAAAGGAAACUAGUACUGAGAUGCUUGCUUUGUUUGUUUGUGGUUUUUGUUUUAAUUUGGAAUAGUCUUUUGGGAUAGCUUGUGAGCACUUCAUGUUCAUAUUCAGACCAAUUAUGCCAGUGGUGUACGACAGUAGUCACCUGAGCCCACAAAGGGGCACGUCUGCCUGUGCCCCCUGCAGGCUGGGAAUCGAGCAUAGAGGGUCACUGUGGGAAAUGUGGUAAAUGUUCGUUAGAUACAAGGAAGAAUGCAGCAGCAGAUAAACUCCUGUAAAAGUGUACUUGUAAAAUUCUCUAGUUGAGUAUGAGGCUCAGAGGGGUUACACAGGAGGAAAGGCUUUUCCUUUCUUAUAAUCUGUAUAGGUAUGUAAAUAUGCAAUGCCUGUAUAUUCUAGGAUAUAUAUAUGUAUAUAGAGGAAUCGUAUAUCUAUUAUAUAUAAAUAAUUAGUAGACACAUGCAUAGAAUACUGUUAUAUUUACAUUUUUAUAAACCUGAAAUACUACUACUUUUCCUUAGUCUGAGGUUAUUUACCAAGGUUUUUGUAGUAACUCAUUAAUAGUUGUAUCAACACCUUUCCGUACUGUACGUGUGGCGCUGUUGGUAAUGUUGCUCCAGAAACUUGCUCGGCUUGUGAACGUCACUAAUAUCCAUGGGUUGAAAACAGCUGUACACUUUUGUAUUUUUAUAUAUUUUUAUUAAUAAUUGCAGAUGUGGUGUUAGCUAAACAGUAGACCUGACAGCCUCGGUUGAGAGCCUGCCCACUGGAUGGGCUCAGGAAACGCAGCAGCGGCUGUCUGCUUCUGUGUGCUCCCCUGCCAGCUUUCCUCAAGUGACUCCUGACUUCGGCACCUUUUCCAUUCUCAGUGUCCCAGCAGUUCGUGCCGAUAGGGAAUGGUGGUGGCUGUGUUGCUCCGGAGGAGCUGGGCUGACACCAGCAGCUCUCUCCCAGUGAGGGUUAUUAAUUGUUCUUGCAUAGCAAAGGAUCCCGUUUGCUGCUUAGCUGGGUUGUGUUUGGAUCGGGAAGGUGAAGCUUAAUCUGUCAUUCCUCUUCUCUUUAUUCUCAUAAAGGCAGGCAUCUUUAAUUUUUUUUUGUUGUUUUUUGACUGAUGUUUUACUGUAACAGUCAAUAUCUAGAAAACUCUCUCCUUGAAAGCUGGUGAAAGCUCUUCUUGGUUUUUAGCUGUGAGGAACCCUGCUGCGACUUGUACUGAUUUCUUACAGAUUGUGUGAGAAAUUAAACCCCCUGAAAGAAAUCCAGAUCAUAAAAUCAAUAGCAUGUAUUUUGUCCACCACAACUCUUCAUGCCAAAUCAGGGGUGUUCUGCUGCAGUUUGGCAUGAGGUUGGUCAAUAGACAUUGCCCUGGUACAGGCUUCAUCAAAGCACCUCUGCCAAACCAAAAGCAAAUGGCCUCAUUUCUUCUCUUUGAGCUGUCAGUUUGCAGGUCUGAUUUCCGCUGUUUCCAGAGAUCUGUAAUUUUUGCUGUUACGGUUCAUGAAAUUGCCUCACAACAUUCAAGUGUAUUGGGACAAGGGUGAGGAAUCCAAGGAUUUCCUUGCUUGCUGUGGGACACUCACAGACAUUCUGCGAGUGCUUGGUUCAGACUCCAAAACUCCAACACCCAGCAGCAGCCCACUGUACAGUAUUCCAGUUGUCUGUAUUUGCUCCAGGAUUCAGAUUAGCAAAGGGUCCUGUGUUCAGAUCGCGUAAAUGGCCUUCACUUCUUUUUAGCCCCUGGAACUGCCCCUUGGUGAGCCGGGGAAGGUCUGGCCCGCGUGUCCCUUGUGCAGGUGGGUCCUCACGCAUGAGUACAGCCGUCCCGGAGGUCGGGAUAACGGCGCUCGAGGGGAAAAGCUCCCUUUUGAAAGGAGGGAGCGUGGCGUUCCUGGGUGUUGCAGAACUGGAAACACAUUCCAGUAUUCCUGAAGCUUUUUUUAUUGUGGAUGCUGUUUGAGAUGAGGUUAUUUGAAAUAUUUACAUUUGAGCUCAUUAUUAAUGAGUAAGCUCCAAAAACCUUCAGAGCAGAGCUUUCUACCUCUGUUAGUAGCUGCAUCUUUUAAGUGGCUUACCUGCCUUUCUGCCAUGUGUUCCUGGAGCGCACUGGUCGACCGCUGAGCUGCCUCUUCCACUGUCCUGCGAUGUGAAAGUAGCACCAGAUAUUCCUUUGUGCAUUUCUGUGUAUAUGGCUUUCGUAGUUGGGAUUUUCAAAGCACUGAUACCCGGUGUUUUCAGUUUGUUCUAUGAGGGGAUAUUUUAUUUGCAUCUAUGUUUUUAGCUAUCCUGUGAUAACUUGUUGAAUAUUAAAAAAUAAAAAUAUUUUGCUUCUAUUGGGACAUUUGUAUACUCGCAACUAUAUUUCUGUAAACAGCUGCAGUCAAGAAUAAAACAAUGAAAGUUUUCA